GGGGAGAGACCCUACAGCUGCAGCGACUGUGGGAAGAGCUUCAAGCACAUGUCAGCCUUGAACCGUCACCAACGAACCCACAACGGGGAGAGACCCUACAGAUGUGACGAGUGUGGGAAGAGCUUCGUGCACAGCUCAGCCCUCAACCGCCACAAACACACCCACACCAAGGAGCAACCCUAUAAAUGUGGUGAGUGUGGGAAAAGCUUCACUUGGAACUCAGAUCUUCUUGUCCAUCAACGGAUCCACACCGGGGAGCAACCUUAUAAGUGUAACGAGUGUGGGAAGAGUUAUCGAUACACCUCGUCGUUGAUGAGGCACCAACGUGUUCACACCAGAGAGAAACCCUACAAGUGUGAGGAGUGUGAGAAGUGUUUCCGUUACAACUGCUCCCUCAUCAAACACAGAUACACCCACCUUGGGGAGAAACCCCAUAAAUGCCACCAUUGUGGCAAGAGUUUCAUGUUAAACUCCGAACUUCUCACCCACCAACGUGUCCACGCUGGUGAACGACCUUAUAAAUGUGGUGAGUGUGAGAAGAGCUUUAGUUGUAGGUCAUCCCUCACCAGGCACCACCGGACCCAUAACAGACAAAAACCCCAUCGAUGUGAUGAUUGUGGGAAGAGUUUCGUGUGGAACUCAGAACUUGUCACCCAUCAACGUAUCCACACUGGUGAACGACCCUACGAGUGCAGCGAUUGUGGGAAGAGCUUCAAGAUGAGCUCAGCUCUGCUCCGUCACCAGAACAUCCACACUGGGGAGAUGCCCUAUAAAUGUAACGACUGUGGGAAGAGAUUCAGGCAAAAUUCAGCUUUAAUCUGCCACCGACGGAUCCACACCGGGGAGAGACCUUAUAUAUGUGGAGAUUGUGGGAAGAACUUCAGGUUGAGCUUGACCUUGAUCCGUCACCGACGGAUCCACACUGGGGAGAGACCCUACAAGUGCAUCCAGUGUGGGAAGAGCUUUAGGAAGAGUUCAGCCCUUGUUGCCCAUCAACGUAUCCACACCGGGGAGAGACCUUAUAAAUGUACCCACUGUGGGAAGAGCUUCAUUGUCAACUCAAAGCUCAUGAAACACCAACGGAUCCACCUGAGAUAG
Messenger RNA from Antrostomus carolinensis (chuck-will's-widow), 1098 nucleotides. RefSeq names its product zinc finger protein 665. The record is from RefSeq and is a predicted model, not a curated record. Gene Ontology annotation, biological process: regulation of transcription by RNA polymerase II. The annotation marks the transcript as partial. Lineage: Eukaryota; Metazoa; Chordata; Aves; Caprimulgiformes; Caprimulgidae. Gene Ontology annotation, cellular component: nucleus. The transcript has a single exon. Gene Ontology annotation, molecular function: RNA polymerase II transcription regulatory region sequence-specific DNA binding; DNA-binding transcription factor activity, RNA polymerase II-specific.